CUUCUGAAGGUAACACCCCCUGUCAUACUGAUGCAUGGAGCACAAUCUGUAGGCCUGUACGGUGAUCUUAGAAUUAGUACAGGCUAUACACUACGGUCGUGUAUCACCGUGUUUAUGUAGAGGAUACAUGCACUAACGUAUUGUGGGUGUACAUUUUACUGGUGUCACAUAACGGAGAUAGGGAAGCGCUAUAUUAAGGGUCAAAACACAUGUCGAUCUAGUCUACCUAGCGCCACACAUGUAUGUGAAAAAGUUAUCAAUUGGAAUUAUGUGUAUCAUUCUUUUGUCUUAAUAAUCUGAACUGUUAAAAUACCAGACGGAUUCUUGGCACUUGUGUUUCUUUUUCUUGUGGAAGUUACUAUGAUAGUUUGGUGGCCGUAGGCAAUCGGCGCGUGCUCACGUGAGGAAGGCAAGAGGUAACUAAGCAUUGUAUGACAACAUUCCACGAUGGCAGAAGGAAUGUGCGCCACGUGUUCCAGAUAUCUCCUGAUAGCAUUCAACUUCUUAUUCUGGGUAUCAGGAGGCGCGUUGUUGGGGCUUGGUAUAUGGGUGCGGGUGGAUAGUCAAGUUGAGGACACAAUAAAGCAGUUUGUACACAUCAAUCUCCCCGUCGACGUCCUUUAUGCCGCCGCUUACGUCUUCAUCGCCGUCGGUACAUUCAUUUUCGUCACUGGGUUCUGUGGUUGUUGCGGUGCCAUUCGGGAGAGCGCUUGUAUGCUAGCGAUUUACAUCGGGUGUCUGACUGUAGUCAUUCUUGGAGAAUUAACAGCCGGAGUGUAUCUAGCCAUUGAACGCACGAAUCUUGAACAGAUGUUUAAUGAAAAUUUAUCGAGUCAAGUUCAAAACUACACUGAUCCCGGCAACUCUACGAUGGACUUCUUACAGAUCCAGUUCGAUUGCUGCGGGUCCUACAACUAUUCCGAGUUUAAUUCCAGCGUCUAUGCACAAAAUCUUCCCGAACAAAGUAGAAAGGAAUGGUUUGUGCCCGACAGCUGUUGUGUGGCAGUAAAGGUACACAACGCUAAAAUAUCCGACAACGACAAACGAACAUGUCAGAAAGAGGCUAAGACGAUGAUGUCAUCAAAUACAAAACAGCUUAGGACAGCGGGCUGCUACGACAAGAUCAUGAAGAUGCUUUAUACCAACAGUGCUAUACUUAUAGGAGUGGGAAUGGGCGUUGCAUUUUUAGCGGUGUUAGGGAUUAUAUUGUCGAUUUGUCUAUGUCGGAACCGCACGGAGUACUGGGAGUGGGAAUAACGGCGUUACAUUAUCAGUGUACCGUCAACUGUUACCUCACCUUCAACGUCAUUAAUGUAACAUCAACUGUUACCUCGUCUUCAACGUCAGUAGUGUAACAUCAACGGUUACCUCUCCUUCAACGUCAUUAAUGUAACAUCAACUGUUACCUCGUCUUCAAUGUCAGUAGUGUAACAUCAACGGUUACCUAUCCUUCAACGUCAUUAAUGUAACAUCAACUGUUACCCCGUCUUCAACGUCAGUAGUGUACCAUCAAUUGUUACCUCACCUUCAACAACAGUAGUGUACCAGCAACUGUUACCUCGCCUUCAACGUCAGUAGUGUACCAUCAACUGUUACCUCGCCUUCAACGUCAGUAGUGUAACAUCAACUGUUACCUCGCCUUCAACGUCAUUAAUGUACCAUCAACUGUUACCUCGCCUUCAACGUCAGUAGUGUACCAUCAACUGUUACCUCACCUUCAACAACAGUAGUGUACCAUCAACUGUUACCUCGCCUUCAACGUCAGUAGUGUAACAUCAACUGUUACCUCGCCUUCAACGUCAUUAAUGUACCAUUAACUGUUACCUCACCUUCAACGUCAGUAGUGUACCAUCAACUGUUACCUCACCUUCAACAUCAGUAGUAUACCAUCAACUGUUACCUCGCCUUCAACGUCAGUAGUGUACCAUCAACUGUUACCCCACCUCCAGUGUCAUUAGUGUGGUAUCAACUGUUACCUCGCCUCCAACGUCAGUAGUGUACCAUCAACUGUUACCUCACCUUCAACAUCAGUAGUGUACCAUCAACUGUUACUAUUAACGGUUAUCUCUUAAAACGUCUACAAUGCACCAUUGACUGUUGCCUCGGCUUCAACGUCAUCUUACUAUUAAUUUGACUUCGCCUUCAAAAUUAUCAAUCAAUAUGACAUCAACUGCUAUUGUCUUUAACAACAUAAGUUUACCAUCAACUUUUACCUCGCCUUCAGUGUCAUUAGUGUGGCAUCAAUUGUUAUAUAUUACUUAGCCUUCAACGUCAUCAAUUUAUCUUCAGUUGUUUCUCGCCUUCAACAUCGUCAGUUCCAUCAUCUUUUACCUCGCCUUUCGUAUCAACGAUGCACAAUCAACGUAUUUCAAAGCAACAACUGUUACUUCAUUUGUAUUGCUACCAAUGUACAGCAUUUGUUAGUCGCCUUUAUUGCAAAUGCACAAGCAAUUCUUACCUUGCCUUCAACUUCAUCAAUGUGCUGUGAACUGUUACCUCGCCUUUUUGUACCUGAGUAUGUAAAUAGCCACCAAUGUGUGUGAACAACCACUCAUGAUUGUAGCUACGGUAAGCAUUGGUGUAAAUUACUGUCCCUGUAUUGAGUAACCACCAAUGUAUGCGAGUAUCUUUUCAUGUGUAACCCUACCUGUUUAAUCACUCACGUGUGUAUGCAAUUAUUCACAUAUGUAUAUAUCUGUCCAUGUGUGCAAGAAUCCACCAAUGUAUGCGAGUAUCUUUUCAUGUUUAACCCUACCUGUUUUAAUUACUCACGUGUGUAUGCAAUUAUUCACAUAUAUAUAUAUAUAUCUGUCCGUGUGUGCAAGAUUCCACUCAUGUAUGUGAGUGACCAGCUGUGUAUGUAAGGAUCCCGGUUUAAAUUUAUCCACGUAGGUGUAAAUAAAAUAUCGUAAGAAACCUAUGUAUUUACGUAUGUUACCAACCACCCAUGUUGUAAGCAAGAACCCACAUAUAUAAUUAAGCAUUUACGUGUAAGAAACUACAAUGGUUUGUAAGCAGAGGUUGUUAAGACACCUAGCAUUUAUACACACUACCAAAAUAUAAAUGUAAGCAAACCCCUAUUGCGAGAAAACAAACAACUAUGUAUGUAUAUCAUCAUUGAUCCGUGUUUGUAAUCAGCCAUCUCUGUAUGAACCGUCAAAAUAAAAAGAAACUAGUUCAAGUAACACUGGCGUAAAAAGUCACCUAUAUAUUAAAAAAUAAAAAUAUUUUUUAAUCUAAAAAUAACCUUGAGACAAUGUAACGCCUAAAUGGACUCAAGAUUGUAACACCAGUACUGUAUGUAACACCUACAUGAACAUUAAGACUGUAUGUAACACCUACAUGAACACCAAUAAUGUAUGUAACACCUACAUGAACAUUAAGACUGUAUGUAACACAUACAUGAACACCAAUACUGUAUGUAACACCUACAUAAACACCAGUACUGUAUGUAACACCUACAUGAACAUUAAGACUGUAUGUAACACCUACAUGCACACCAAUACUGUAUGAAACACCUACAUAAACACCAAUACUGUAUGUAACACCUACAUGAACACCAAUAAUGUAUGUAACACCUUCAUGAACACCAGUACUGUAUGUAACACCUACAGGAACACCAAUACUGUAUGUAACACCUACAGGAACACCAAUACUGUAUGUAACACCUACAGGAACGUUUAGACUUUGCACCGUUUACAAAACAUUGGGAUUGUACACUGAGAUUGUGCACAGCCUAAAAUAAAUACUGGAACUGUAAACUUAUAUUAUAUGUAUACGAAUAGUUAAUAUAACAAAGUAUUUUAGACAUGUGAUUUUGAUAUGCUAUAUACAGAUUAGGAAGAAAUGAAUUUUGUCAUAUGCUGAGAAGGAUAACAAAACCAUCAUUACGUUAUUAAGAUUGAUACCUAUAGAAAAGGUUUGUUCCUGAUGGUAAACGAUUUCAUUCUGGUACAAAGAUUUUAAUUGAUGCCUGUGAUUUUAAUUAUUCAUUUCAUCAAAAGAGACUUUGUUAAUCCAGUUCAACAGCAUCGUGAUACAAGAAGAUCUUAAUUGAAUAUAAUCUGAUAAAAUAACGAAUGUGAAGUUAUGUGUCAUAUAUGUUCCCCAAUAAAAGCAUAGUGACCCUU
Messenger RNA from Mizuhopecten yessoensis (Yesso scallop), 4130 nucleotides. RefSeq names its product CD82 antigen-like. Lineage: Eukaryota; Metazoa; Mollusca; Bivalvia; Pectinida; Pectinidae. Bases 448 to 1257 code for a protein of 269 amino acids. Gene Ontology annotation, cellular component: membrane. The transcript is spliced from 9 exons. The record is from RefSeq and is a predicted model, not a curated record.